Messenger RNA from Patiria miniata (bat star), 1182 nucleotides. Its product is annotated as solute carrier family 25 member 48-like. Gene Ontology annotation, biological process: transport. Gene Ontology annotation, molecular function: transmembrane transporter activity. The coding region runs from base 94 to 939 and encodes 281 amino acids. The record is from RefSeq and is a predicted model, not a curated record. The transcript is spliced from 9 exons. Gene Ontology annotation, cellular component: mitochondrion. Lineage: Eukaryota; Metazoa; Echinodermata; Asteroidea; Valvatida; Asterinidae.
AGUAAAAUGGAAUUUGGUGCACAUGUCUCUUUAUUUUUUUAGCUAUUUUCCCCGAAUUGGCUUUUAAUAUUUGAUUUUUUUACAUCGAUCACCAUGACGCACAAUGAAGCCAGAGGGCAUUGGUUCAAAGAAGGAGCCAUCGGACUCGGAGUUGGAGUUUUGUAUGGAGUGACUAGUGUGUGCGUGGGUCACCCAUUCGACACCAUCAAGACCAAAAUGCAGGCUCAGGUUGGGUUUGAGAAAGACGGCCUCUUCAGAACGCUCACUAAAACCUUCAAAACACAGGGUAUCAUCGGUUUCUACAGAGGCUCCAUUCCUGUUCUGUGGGGCUCUGGCAUUUACAGGUCUACACAGUUCGGCGUUUUUGAAUCAGUAUACACCUUCCUAGAUAAUCCAUUUUGUAAAAACGAAAUUCCGAUGACGGGAGGCUUGCAAAUACGAGUGUUGCUGGCUGGCGCUUGUGGCUCCACAGCUAGGGCCAUCAUUGAGUCACCGUUAGAACUUGCAAAAAUCAGAAGACAAACGCAGCAGACGUGGCAGUUCAGAGGGCUUUACAAGGGUUUUGGGGUCCACUGGUGUCGGACGAUGGGCCUGAUGUGUACCUACUUCAUCCUGAUUGACACCCAGCGGCGACAUUUCCCUCAGGUCUUCAACUCCAGCGUUAUCGGCCCGUUCCUGGUCUCGGGCACUGCUGCCACGCUAGCUUGGUGGAUCGUGUGGCCGCUGGAGUAUAUGAAAUCACAAGUGCAAGGAAACUAUGGAAAGGACAUGCCCGUCUUAACCCGGAUGCGCUUGGUCGUCAAAGAGCGCGGGGGCUUCCUCGCAUUGUACCGCGGCAUCGGGCCGGGAACCAUCCGGAGCUUCAUCUCCAACGGGACUAGCAUGAUCGUCAUGGCCAACGCACAGAAGAAAGUGUCGGAGUGGGGCUUGAGAGAUUGAUAUUAAAGAUGGCAGCAUCCUCGCUAGCCAGGCAGUCUUAUGUCGUAAGACACUCCAGCAAAGGGAGUCCAAAUCUUUACCCUUUUUUAAACUCAACGUCAACCAAUCAGAUUCUCUGCAACGUCUGGGUAUAUUCAGGUCAGGAAUUACAAGGUCAACUUUAUUAGCCAAUAGACGUUUAUCGUGCUGCCACCAUUUCAGUCAUGUUCCCUGUAUCAAAUAACAGUACCGAAUGAUAAUGUU